AUGUCGCGCGCGCCCCCGCCCGCGCCCCGCCGCGGGCGCGCCCUCCUCGACGCCCCGCCGCCGCCGCCGCCGGUGUCGACGUCCGAGUGGCCCACGCCGCCGUCGUGCCCCGGGAGCGACCUGUGCGACCCGGGCGGGAGCGCGAUGACGACGACCGCGCCGGACGUGUGCGACUACGAUUUUUACACCACGCAGGGCGUGAUGACGAUCCGCGCGUGGAGGAAGCUCUCGCCGCACGGCGCGGACCGCCUGUACAACCUCGCGCGGCUGGGGUACUACGACCGGAGCGCGCUGUACCGCGUCCUCCCCGGGUACGUCGUGCAGUUCGGGAUCGCCGCGGACGCGACGGUCGCGACGACGUACGACGCCUCGAACGCGGCCGCGCGCGUGCCGGACGAGGGACUGAACGAGGCGUGGGGAGGCACGAACGGGCGGUACUGGGUCUCGUACGCCGGCUCGGGGGAGACGUCCGAGAGCGUCAAGUGCACGCAGCGGACCGCGGAGCUGUUCAUUAACCUCGCGGACAACGCCGCGCGGUUCGACCCGAUGGAGUACGCCGCGUUCGCGAAGGUGAUCGACGGCGUGGAGGUGAUGGAUCGAUUCUACGCCGGGUACGGCGACGUCAACGGAUGCGUCGCGCACGCCGAGUUCGCGUUCGCGUGCAACGGCCCGGUCGAGGCGACGAUGUACAACACGGGGAUAUCGUACGUCGACGCGAGUUUCCCGAAGUUGGAUCGCGUCGGGUGGGUGGACGUGAUCCCGGACCCCGGGGACUUGCGCGGGAACAUGCACGGCGAGUGGAUACAAAACGAAGCGGGGGAGGGCGCGCUGUCGUGGCUCAUGGUGUGCCUCUUCCUCGUCGUGAUCGCGGCCGGGUACGCGCGGCGGUUGACCGUGAACAAGAAGAUGGGGAAUCGGUUUCUGGACUUCAUAUGGAACACGCCCUCGAUUCGCGCGCUCGUGACGCGGCUGAGCGAGAGGAAAGGGGUGGAGAUCUUGGAGUCGAGUCGAAACCGCCCGGGGGAGUGGACGGAGGCGGAGGAGGUGGAGUGGACGCUGCGCGAGCCGCCGGCGAGCCCGCCGCCGCCGCCGCGCCCGCCGGAGUCGGAGGUGUAUCCCGCGAGCUACGACGUAGCACCGUAGCGAUUUCAUCAUUCGUGCAGUAGCA
Molecule: messenger RNA, 1168 nt
Organism: Micromonas pusilla CCMP1545
Lineage: Eukaryota; Viridiplantae; Chlorophyta; Mamiellophyceae; Mamiellales; Mamiellaceae
Exons: 1
Coding region: 1-1143 (380 amino acids)
Biological process (GO): protein peptidyl-prolyl isomerization
Molecular function (GO): peptidyl-prolyl cis-trans isomerase activity
Source: RefSeq, a predicted model, not a curated record